Messenger RNA from Sesamum indicum (sesame), 3603 nucleotides. Lineage: Eukaryota; Viridiplantae; Streptophyta; Magnoliopsida; Lamiales; Pedaliaceae. The record is from RefSeq and is a predicted model, not a curated record.
CAGAGUCUUCAAUUUGGUGAGUCUUGAGUGGGUAUACCAAUUUGACCCGGGUCGAUUUUUGGCCCGGAAGGAGUCCACCUGAUAUCCGGUCCGGAAUCCAAUAUCGAAGAUCAAAAUAGAAAAAAAAUUGGAAAAUAUACGCCUCUUACAGCAUACACCUCACGCCGCAUCCAUCUUCGCACUUCUCCGUGCCCUAGUUCUCUCUCUCCGAUUCACCGGCCACCGCUUUUUGUUGCCGUCGACGCCGGAACCCACACAUUUGUCUUCGAUUCUUUUGAGAAGCAGUACGUCCCAACAAUUACCGCGCUUUCUUGGAUGAAAUUUUGAAGAAUAGUCAUAGAGCGGUUUCGGAUAGGGGAAAGGAAGCGGAGGAAAGUAGAAGCUCGAUUAUUCGGUCGAGGUGCGUGGUAAUAGCCACUGAUGGCCAUUGAGUCUUGUAACGAUCAAAAGUUGAUGGAUGAUAUGGAUGAGGAUGAUGAACCAUUAGUCUUCAAAAGGAGCAGCUCCUCUGCAAAGCAGAGCCAGGGAAACUCAGAAACAAAGAGACCAUUGUCGCAGAAGCAUGAUCGACCAUUAAACAGGCCAUCACCAGAUGUACGACCUCAGAAUGGUCAAAGCACCAUGAUACAAAAGAGCAAGACGGUCCCUUCUUCUAGGACACCUCCUCUUAGAUCUCCUCUGGCUAGCCCAAAAUCAUCUAAUUCCUCCGCCAAGGCAUUGGCAGUUAGACCCCGGGAGGUGGAUCCAAGACCCUCUACUUCGGUGACAGAUGAGUCAAAUUCUGUGAAGCACCAGAUUAAAGAUGAGAAGCCAUCAACCAAAGCCACUGGUGGACUGAAUGAGGACUCAGAGGAUUCUGAAGAUGAUAAACCACUUAGUGCUAGGCUCCCGGCUGGCUUGUCAAAGGUCAACUCUAACCAUGCCAACAAAGGGCCUAAUGCUUUAACUUCGGUUCAGAAGACUAAGAUCCCCAAACCUGAAGAUUCAGAUGAUGAAAUACCCUUGUCAUCCAAGUUUCAAGUUAAGUCUAAUGCUGGGGAAUCAACCAACAGGCCUUCUAUUUCCGGUGAGAGAAAACCUCUAUUGGCCAAAUAUGACCAAAAUGGCUCAGCCUCAGCAGAAAGGAAACCUUCGACUAUUUUAAAGAAGAGACCGGCAGAUGGCGUAAAAUCUGCAGGUGAGUCCUAUCUUAAAAAACCUAAGCUUUCAGAUGCAUCUACACCCAAUAAAACAAAAGAGACAUCCAUUAAAGAUGAAAUGAAGGAUGAAGACGAUGAAGAUCAUGUGCCUAUAUCUCAGAGAAUAAAGCAGCAGACUUCUUCAGAUAAGAAAUCAUCAUCUGCGAAGAACAUGACUAAACCUAUAUCUGCAUCAGCGAAGAAGACAAGUAAGAAACCGAAGAAGGUUAUGAAAAACUCAAAGUAUUCUAAGUCAUCGAAGGUUCCUCCAAGUUCUGGGGAAGGGCAGAAGUGGACUACACUGGUUCACAAUGGUGUAAUUUUUCCUCCUCCAUACAAGCCUCAUGGGGUUAAGAUGCUCUACAAAGGCAAGCCUGUUGACCUAACCCCGGAACAGGAAGAGGUGGCAACAAUGUAUGCAGUGAUGCUUGAUACUGAUUACAUGAAUAAGCCUAAGUUCAAAGAGAACUUCAUGGCAGAUUGGCGGAAGAUACUAGGAAAGAAUCAUGUUAUUCAGAGCUUAGAACACUGUGACUUCACUCCUAUAUAUGAAUGGCAUCAGAAAGAAAAGGAGAAAAAGAAACAGAUGACUGCUGAGGAGAAGAAAGCUUUAAAAGAGGAGAAACUGAAGCAAGAAGAAAAGUACAUGUGGGCUAUCGUUAACGGUGUCAAGGAGAAGGUUGGAAACUUCAGAGUUGAACCACCUGGAUUGUUCAGAGGCCGUGGCGAACAUCCAAAGAUGGGGAAGCUGAAAAAACGAAUCCGCCCAAGUGACAUCACUAUAAAUAUUGGAAAGGACGCUCCAAUUCCUGAGUGUCCUAUACCUGGUGAAAGCUGGAAAGAAAUAAGGCAUGACAAUACAGUGACAUGGUUGGCAUAUUGGAAUGAUCCCAUUAAUCCAAAGGAAUUCAAAUAUGUUUUCCUGGCAGCAAGCAGUACCUUGAAAGGACAAAGUGAUAAAGAGAAAUAUGAGAAAGCCAGACUCUUAAAGGACUACAUACAUGGUAUUCGAGCAGCUUAUACCAAGGAUUUUACGAAUAAAGAUCCUACAAAGAAGCAGAUAGCAGUUGCCACCUAUCUUAUUGACAAACUAGCCCUUAGGGCAGGCAAUGAGAAGGAUGAUGACGAAGCUGAUACAGUUGGUUGCUGCACAUUAAAAGUUGAAAAUGUCGAACCAGUGCCUCCAAAUAUCUUGAAGUUUGAUUUCCUCGGUAAAGAUUCUAUAAGAUAUCAAAAUGAAGUUGAGGUUGAAACUCCGGUGUUCAAGGCAAUCCAACAGUUUCGUAGUGGGAAAAAGGGUAGCGAUGAUAUGUUUGACAGACUUGAUACCAGUAAACUAAAUGCUCAUUUAAAGGAACUGAUGCCUGGUCUGACAGCUAAAGUCUUCCGUACGUACAAUGCAUCUAUCACGUUGGAUGACAAGUUGAGCAGGGAGACAAAAGGUGGAGAUGUUGCUGAAAAAGUUGUUGUUUAUCAGCAUGCAAACAAGGAGGUUGCCAUCAUUUGUAAUCAUCAACGCACUGUCUCCAAGUCCCACAGUGCUCAGAUGACACGCUUGAAUGAAAAGAUAGAAGAACUAAAGGGUGUUUUAGAAGAACUGCAGACAGAUUUGGCUAGGGCAAAAAAGGGGAAACCCCCACUGAAGAGUGCUGAUGGGAAGCCAAAAAGGAAUUUGAAUCCUGAUGCAUUAGAGAAAAAGAUAGCUCAGACCAAUGCAAAGAUUGAAAAAAUGGAACGGGAUAAGGAGACGAAAGAGGAUUUGAAAACUGUGGCAUUGGGUACAUCAAAGAUCAACUACCUUGAUCCUCGGAUCACAGUUGCAUGGUGCAAACGCCAUGAAGUUCCUAUUGAAAAGAUUUUCAACAAGUCUCUUUUGGCGAAAUUUGCCUGGGCAAUGGAUGUUGAUCCUAGUUUCAGAUUCUAAUACUUUUAGUAGCCCUCAUUGGACACAUCCUGUUCACCGACACCUACAGAAGGAGAAGACAAAGAAUUCUAAACGGCACUGCAGCAGAAACAGUUCGCUAACAGUCAUCUGCUAGCAAGUUUAAUUUGUUUAUUCCUACUUAUUGAAUUAUAUGAUCUCAAUGAAGUUGCAGAGUCAAUAUCCCAUCUUUGAGUAAUUCCAUCGUUGAAUGUGAGAAUUUUCCUCGUUAUUUCUUAUUGAAUUAUACAAUUCAAUGAGGUCAGUGUUUGUGUCCAAUUGAUUCUUCUCACUGAUCCGAGUUUAGUUGGUUUGUCUAGGUUGCGAUAAGAAUCCAGGAACAGAGAGAAUGAAAAAGAAGAAAUGCUCAAGAUUUGGAAAUCACUGUUAUACACAUGUAACACCUGGAGUAUGAUAACACGAUGCAUGGACUGGAAUUUUUCUUAAGAUUUUUAAUGUGCUAGACCGAUGAUGAUACUGUGAUACACUGGGUCUGCUUUAUAA